Drosophila grimshawi is the source of this 627-nucleotide messenger RNA. RefSeq names its product peptidyl-prolyl cis-trans isomerase. NCBI's taxonomy places the organism in Eukaryota, Metazoa, Arthropoda, Insecta, Diptera, Drosophilidae. The transcript has a single exon. Gene Ontology annotation, molecular function: peptidyl-prolyl cis-trans isomerase activity. Gene Ontology annotation, cellular component: intracellular membrane-bounded organelle. The coding region runs from base 59 to 556 and encodes 165 amino acids. Gene Ontology annotation, biological process: protein peptidyl-prolyl isomerization; protein folding. The record is from RefSeq and is a predicted model, not a curated record.
UUCUACAUUAGCAUAUUCGCACAUUUAAUUUGUUCGCAAAUAUUCAAACGGAUCGAAAAUGAGCACUUUACCCAGAGUAUUCUUCGACAUGACCGCCGACAACCAGCCCGUCGGUAGGAUAAUUAUGGAGCUGCGCUCUGAUGUUGUGCCCAAGACGGCGGAGAAUUUCCGUGCUCUGUGCACCGGCGAGAAGGGCUUUGGCUUUAAGGACUCCAGUUUCCAUCGCGUCAUUCCAAACUUUAUGUGCCAGGGUGGCGAUUUCACCAAUCACAACGGCACUGGCGGCAAGUCGAUCUACGGCAACAAGUUCCCCGAUGAGAACUUCCGCCUGAAGCACACCGGCGCCGGCAUUCUGUCAAUGGCAAAUGCUGGCCCCAACACCAACGGAUCGCAAUUCUUCAUUUGCACCGUGAAGACCUCUUGGUUGGAUAACAAACACGUUGUGUUUGGCGAAAUUGUUGAAGGCUUGGAUGUUGUCAAGCAAAUCGAAUCUUACGGUUCGCAGUCGGGGAAGACCACAAAGAAGAUCGUGAUCGCUGAUUGUGGAUCACUUUAAGAUAGCUAAACUCCUUCUCUGGUCAAUACAAAUUAAAAAUACCUACUCGCAUUUUCUCGGACAAAUCAAUA